Molecule: messenger RNA, 2457 nt
Organism: Clonostachys rhizophaga
Lineage: Eukaryota; Fungi; Ascomycota; Sordariomycetes; Hypocreales; Bionectriaceae
Source: the annotation of a GenBank genome assembly
AUGUCAAAGAUGCGUUUAGGCUGGUAUGCCGGGGCCUCAUCGGCCCUUGCGGGAUCGGUGGUUCUAUCGGCAUUCUACCAGAGGUCCAACUUCUACUCGGCCAUGGUUUAUUUCGCUCAGAGCAACUUCUGUCUUCUGAUACUCCUAAACUUUACCCUUAUCGUCUACAGCAGUUUCUUGUAUAGCCUUACGCGACUAUGUUUUGGCCGAUUGCGAGCUGUCGAGAUCGAACAGCUCACCGAAAGAGCCUGGUUCGCCAUCACCGAGACCUGCCUUGCCAUGACGAUAUUCCGGGAAGAGAUUGGGGCUUGGUUUCUUGUUAUGUUCACGGCUUUGGUGACCGGAAAAGUCUGGGGCUGGAUAGGAGAUGGCCGAGUCGAAGUCCUCGAACAGCAGCCUCCAGCAAACCCCCGCCUGUUCCACCUGCGCCUCAGUAUUUCUCUCGCGGCAAGCUUCAUAUACGACGUCUGGCUGCUCCGUUAUACCAUCAAUACGGUCAUCCAACAAGCGCGUCCUAAUAUGAUGGUAAUGUUCUUGUUCGAGUUCGCCGUUUUGGCCACAUGUUCAUGGCGCACCGGUGUUCGCUACUUGCUCUCAAUCACCGAGCAAAACAUCGUCAAAUCUCAAACUCAAAAACGCCUGCUGGAGAGGAGGAGAGAGGUCAGAGAGCAGCGUUUGGCGAUGCUCAGACAACGAGAGCAAGCCGAAGCGGCCGGGGAAGAGCCGCCAGCAAACCAGGAGCCCCUACCGAAUGAGGAUGAUGUUGAUGAGAUGGACAUUGAAGUUCCAGGCUGGGCGUCCAAAGGCGAAUGGGUACUUUGGCUUGACCUGAUCACCGAUAUGAUCAAACUUGGCAUUUACGUUGCCUUUUUCUUCAUGCUCCUCAUGUUCUAUGGUCUCCCGAUUCAUAUCAUCAGAGAUCUUUUCAUGACAUCGAGAGAUUUCUUGAAACGGCUGACUGCGCUCCUACGCUACCGCCGUGCUAUCCAGGAAAUGAAUCGUUAUCCUGAUGCCACAGAAGAAGAGCUGGCUCAGGAGAACACGUGCAUCAUUUGUCGUGAAGAGAUGCGGCCUUGGGACCCAGAAAAUACGGGUGCUGUUGAUCGUACCCGUCCCAAGAAGCUACCAUGUGGCCACACUCUACACCUGGGUUGUCUCAAGAGUUGGCUUGAGCGUCAACAGGUGUGCCCGACCUGCAGAAGCCCUGUGACUGUUGAUCGGGCACGGGCUUUCCCCAACCGCCGAAUGGGUCUUAGGAUACAAGUUGGUGGCAAUGGUCAACAGGGCGCUGCACAGCAAGGUGCGAAUGCCCCUGACCCUGGUGCAGCGGACGGACAGCAGCAGCAACAGCCGCAACAAGCUCCAGGUCCCCAUGAUAAUCAGCAGCCUGAGAACAGACCCCGGAUCUUUAACCUUGGUCCCCUUAGACUGGGUUUUGGUGCAAAUGGUGCACAAGUUAGGGAGCUUGCACGUCAAUUUGGAGCUCAGCCUGGAGUAGGCAAUGUUGGAGCAGCGCCAGCUGUACCAGCGGCACCAUCUCCAGGAACAACGGCACAACCACCAUCCUCAAACGACAACCUCCAGAAUGCCGCGCACCUACUCCAACAAGCCGAGCAGGCUUUCCAGCGCGAGAUGUCUGCCCUCGAUCUUAGACUGCGAGAGCUUCAAACAUGCGAUCUCCUCCUCGCAGAGUUGCAAAGGAUUCGCCAGCGCCACGCAUUGUUAGAUCAAACAACGGCCGUGAAUACCUUGCCUGGCUCAUCUCCCAACCUGUCGUUUCCGGCAUCCUUGUCUCCUAACACUGGUGGGGUUUUCCCUCAUCAAGUGCCGUCGUUCCCAAGCGUUCCGGCGCGGAUUAACAGCCCCUUGCUCGGCCGCCAUGGAACUACCAGUUACACAACAGAAAUCCCUGCCGGAAGCCCUGAUCUUCCAGAUGGCGUCGUGAUCCCACCAGGCUGGUCGCUUAUGCCGCUCCAAAGACUGAGUGGGAUCCAGCCUCCCCGGCAGCCAUCGCCCCAUCCUGGCCCUGCACCUCCAUCUGUGCCCAGCACCGAACCUGAGAGUGGUGCGUCCCCGGCUGGAGAUGCCCACGGUCGUUCUGUGAGACCUACCGAAGCCUCCAGCGAUGCACAUGCCUCGCGUUCAAUUCCCGCUGUCCAUACAAGCCGGACAACUGCGGACACACCCGUGGUCAGCCCAAGCCCUGUGCUACCAAACUGGGGUGGCCCCGCCCAGCUCUUCGGAAGCAGCGCACGUCUUGACGCGACGUCCGCGAUGGAGUCGCAACUCGAACCAGCUGCCCAAGCCGCUGCUGAACCAGCCGCGGCGGACCAAUCUUCCCAAGAUACCCAGCCUGCAGCUGAGAAAGACGGCAAGGGCAAAGGCCGCGCGGUGACAGUUGAAGAAGUCCCCGAGGCUGACGAUGAUGAAGAUGAAGAUGAUAGCGAGGAUGAGUAG